Molecule: messenger RNA, 990 nt
Organism: Mesorhabditis spiculigera
Lineage: Eukaryota; Metazoa; Nematoda; Chromadorea; Rhabditida; Rhabditidae
Source: the annotation of a GenBank genome assembly
AUGCGGAGCAUAUUUCUUAUACUGUUGCCGCUUAUUGUUGCUAUUGAAGACCGGCCCACUAAUUAUGCUGCGCUUUUCAAUCAUUGGGGAUGGUCAGCUCUCAAUAACAACCGCGAUUUGGCAACCAGAAUGCUUGGUCUUGGUCUCGGCUCCAUAAACAAGGACAAGGACUGCUUUGAUGCAAUCGCAACACAAUCCGCAUUGCAGAUUGAGAAGAUCGCCGACGAAACAAAGCAGCUGUUUCCUUGGUGGACCACUCAUAUCGGCGUUCUGAAAGUUGCCACCACGGACUUCCACGCGAUCGUUUUCUGGUUUUCCGGUCCGGACGCUUCAGACGAUGAAAAGGCAAUAUUUGAACUACAGCGACAGCAACUGGUUGCUUUCGGGAUUAAACACUGUGGUCAUGAAGUGUCCGUCGGAGAACGGCUGCUGGAUGCAUUUAAUGUGAUCAAGGAGUAUGUUAGCGGCGUCCUGGUGAAAUUAAGUGUGGACCCGCGCAACAAUUUGGUGUUCCAAGGCCAUUCACUAGGCGGUUGCUUGGCUCAAAUGUUUUCUCUUUGGACUCAUGAGCAGAAUAUUUGGUGGCAUGGACGUGUAAGCACCAUCGGCUUCGGGCAGCCUCGCUGUGGCGAUGUGCAUUUCACCGAUGCUGUGAAAAAGGCAAACCGUGUGAUCGGACGAGUUUACCAGCCACCAGAUGCAUUUAUGAACUACCCGCAGGCAGCGCAUGUAACCUACAAAGAUGGUGUUCCCCAACCGGCAAUUGGCUUUCAUCACGCUGGUGACGUGGCGCUAAUGUCAGCGCUCAGUCGGGAAGUAGGUGCCAACAUACUUGGUCAACUCAUCCGAACAUUACCACAGAGCGCAAACAAAACCGGUUCCUACGCUCACCUCGAUGAAGUCUUUCUGAUCCACGCCAAGAAGAUGGUGGACGGUCGUCAACGAUCACGGUUUGGUGGCUUCGAAGACGACCCUCUGGCUCAGCUCAAA